Salvia splendens (bonfire salvia) is the source of this 1783-nucleotide messenger RNA. Its product is annotated as transcription factor bHLH48. The record is from RefSeq and is a predicted model, not a curated record. Gene Ontology annotation, biological process: regulation of DNA-templated transcription. Gene Ontology annotation, cellular component: nucleus. NCBI's taxonomy places the organism in Eukaryota, Viridiplantae, Streptophyta, Magnoliopsida, Lamiales, Lamiaceae. Gene Ontology annotation, molecular function: protein dimerization activity; DNA-binding transcription factor activity. The transcript has 7 exons. The coding region runs from base 551 to 1525 and encodes 324 amino acids.
CUUUUUUUUAUGGCCGCGGACAAAUUAGAAGUGCCGACAAUAAAAAAAAAUUAAUGUGGCUUGAAAGGGGAAGUGUCCUCCCUAUCUAUCGUGGAUACCCUUUACACACAGCUCGCACUGUAGAGAUAAAAAGUGAGCAGAGUUUUUCGCUUUGACCGCCAUUGGUAUCGUUGCUUUCCCCUCUCACAAGAAAAGCCGAAACAAAGUGAGUUGAACAUAGAUUAAAAAAAAGGAAGAGAACAGUGAUUACCUGCGGCUGCCACAACUUCCAUUCCCUUCGCUGCCGUCCAUUUCAAAUUGACGUGUGUCUGUUCACAUUGCCCCUUUUUGCUUCUCAUUUAUGGAGCUAGCAAUGGAGUAAUCAUUUACAGAGUCGUCGCCGUCAAUUUUUCUCGACUUCAAAACUUGCUGGUGCAAAUGGCGAGAGAAUGUGCUGACUGAGCUAGUGUUUGAUCAGCUCGGAGUUUGGUCGCGGAGCUGAGCUUCGUUGUGUUUAUCUCCGACCACAAUUUGCUGAAAUUUGUCAGUUUAUUCGCCAAUACUUCAAUUUAUGGAGCCAAAUAUUGAAGCGGUUCCACUUCAAUUUAGAUCCGGAAUAUCCGGAGCGAAAACUGGGGGGAUCGGGUUCGUUUUCGACGACAUCCGCGGCCUGAUCCCCAACCUGCAGGAAACGGACGGCACGUCUUUCACGGCGCUUCUCGAGCUAUCGGCGCCGCAAGCUGUGGAGCUCCUGGUCAAGGAGGAUUCGCCGGCGAAAACCAUGCCGCUGCCGAUUUUUCCUUCCAAUAUUGCCCUAAUUGACCGUGCCUCGGUGUUUUCCGUAUUUGCUUCAGCCGAUAAUCCACCGGAUAGAACGAACAUUUUGUCGGUUUCGAGCUCAAUGAAGGUCGAUUCGGUGAAGGAAGAGCCGUUGGAGUCAGAGUAUCACCGGAAUUCUUCUUCGCCGGCGGUUUCAAAUCAGAGCUUGAAGUCCAUCAAGCGAAAGGAGAGGGAGAAAAAGGUGAAAAAAUCAAGCAAAAAAGUGGUAGCAAAUGAAGCGUCUGAUGGCAGUGGCGAGCAGCUGCCGUACGUUCAUGUCAGAGCUCGCCGUGGCCAGGCCACUGGCAGUCAUAGCUUAGCUGAAAGAGCCCGGAGAGAGAAAAUCAAUGCGAGAAUGAAGCUGUUACAGGACCUGGUCCCAGGGUGUAACAAGAUUUCAGGUACUGCAAUGGUGCUUGAUGAGAUAAUAAAUCAUGUGCAAGCUCUUCAACGCCAAGUGGAGUUUUUAUCCAUGAGACUUGCUGCUGUUAACCCAAGCCUCUUAGCCAUAGAUAGCGAAUCCUCCAUUGAUAACAGCUACCUGGGCAUGUUUCCGCCAUCCAUUUGGCCGGAGGGGCAAAUGAACGGCAGCAGACAGCAACAGCCAUGGCUCACCGAUGGACUUCACCCGUACGACACCUCUAACUUCAUUACCCCGGAGAACUCACUGCUAAGCUACGAUUCUCCUGCAAAUUCAGCCUCGAGCCAGCUGAAAAUGGAGCUUUGAAGCAAAAUACUCUGUGGUCGCUCAUCAUUGUAGCUAGCUUUGUAUAUACGAGAUAUAGCCUUAGGUGAAGAUGAGGCAGGACUCUCCUAGGUAUUGAGGUUGGAUCUCAAAUAUAUGUUAUAUUAUUGAUUAGGGGAGUGUUCAUAUCCAUAACUGAAAUUAUAUAAUCAAAGCAAAUCACAAUCAUUGUAUCUUGUGAUGUAACCGUUAGAUUAAUGUCACGUGUCAUCUAAUAAUGUAGAUUGUGCAGUCUAACAA